AUGACGAGCUCAGUACGGCCGCAAGCACGAAGAGCAGCAUCCGGAGCAUGGAAUCGCUUCAAGCAGAUGCCCCAAGACCCUCUAGACCAUUAUGGCCUGCCUUCAAAAGGCGAGACGCGACUCCACGACCCCAAAGUCCAAGAAGCAUACUACACCAAAAUCGUAGAACGCUACAUGAAAUUCUGCGCCACCGAAGACCUCGACAUCGCCUUCAAUACCCUCUCCCUCGACUCCUCCUCCUUCAACAACAACAAUAACACCCCACCCCUCUCCGCCACAGGCCCCACAGGCACGAAAUACGGCCCCAAUUCCCGGCCGCCUCUCACCCACAGCAGCACAACAACAGGCGCGCCCUCCCCAUCCACCGACCUCCCCAACAUCCUCCUCGCCAUGCGCAAACUCCGCGAAGGGAUUUUCGCAACCCGACGACGGGACACGUUUGCGCAAAUCGCAUACAAAUUCAUCAUUCACGCGAGCAUCCUCUCCCGGUCGUGGGAACACUAUAAACCCAGUCUAGACUAUCUCCUCUACUCCAUCCACCCGCACACACCCCUAUCAUCAACGGAAUUGGCGGAAUUCGUAACCUACCGCAUCCUGGACCUAUCCUGCCGCCAAAACGAUCUCCUCGAAGCAGUCACAAUCCGCCAGCACUUCUCUUCCGUAGCGCCAGGACUCAGUGCAGGCUCGUUGCGGCGGGUGAAUGUCAUUUUGCAGGCUUUAGUGCAUAAUGAUUGGGUAAGGUUUUGGAGGGUGAGGAGGGUGGUUGAUGGGUAUCAGAGAGCGAUUAUGGAAUUUGCGGUGCCGGAGAUGCGGUUGCAUGCGUUGAAGUGUGUCGGGAAGGGGUAUUUGCAGGCGGAUCGGGCGUUUGUGGAGAGGAGUGGGGAUCGGACGUGGGAGGAAUUGGUGGGGAGGGACGGGGUGGGGUGGGAGUUGGGGGAGGAUGGGAGGGUUGUUAUUAGGAGGGCGAAGGGGAUGUGA
Molecule: messenger RNA, 978 nt
Organism: Fulvia fulva
Lineage: Eukaryota; Fungi; Ascomycota; Dothideomycetes; Mycosphaerellales; Mycosphaerellaceae
Exons: 2
Coding region: 1-978 (325 amino acids)
Source: RefSeq, a predicted model, not a curated record